UCUGCUUGGUAUUUUGCAUUUUCCAUCAACGUUGAACGAAUGGUGGAAUUGUUUGAUUCGCGGACUUUGGUUGAUUUUGGUUGCGUUUAUAACAUAAGUUGUUUGUACGGGUGGAAGUGAACCGAAUUGGUUUAAAUCGAAUUAUUUUUAUGAUAAUUAAAGAGUAACGACAUUUAUUGAAAUAGUCGGAACAACAUUCAUUCAUUUUGAAAAUAAUACUACGGUUUUACGAGAGGUACUAAUUAAGAAAAAUUAAUAGUUCAUUGUGCGAAGUAAAAUCGAUAAAUUAUUAAAUUGACUAUAUUGAAAAACAGAAAAAAUAAAAACAAAACUUAGUGCCUCGUAAGCAGAAGUACAUACAUAUAUAUUUUUUUGCAAUGACGCAAACCACACCAGCUGGCUCCGGUGGGCCCAAUGUUAGCAAUUUAAUGACAAGUAGUACACCGAUACGCAUAGGUAGCGGCGCGAGUAGUAAUCAUGGUAACAGUUCAGCUUCUGUUGCUACUCAGCAUGCAAUGACCGGAAAUGAUUCAUCAUCACCGGGUGGUGGAGGCAGUGCUGGCGCCGGGAGUUCAGCUGCGCCUCAAUCGAGCAGUGUACCGUCUGGUGCAGCUGAUACACUACGUCAACAGCUGCAAAGCCAAAUCUCAUUGUCGAUGGGGUCUUCCAAUCAAUCUCUGGGAGUUAGUGCGGGUGCUGCGGGAGGUACCAGUAUAACGCCGCCCAAUAGUGCAGGAUUGCGACAAACUGGAGCUUUUGAUUUCAAGUUUAUGCGGCGUACAUCUUCAAAAGUUCUAUUGCCAAAACUUCCGUCCACAGAUAGCUUGAGCAACAGCCCGGGUCCAUCAUCGCCAGGACUUGCCAACUGGGCAACAGAUAGCCGUGACAAAUACGAUGGCAAUCAAACAGAAAAGAGUACGGGUGAUCCUUCAAAACUCAAUCGCAAGGAGUCCUACAAAGCGCAACGUAAAAAUUAUCGACGCGAAAAGAAACGUGUUGCUUCAGAAUUGUUGAAUUCGCUGCAGGAUCCCACAGUAGUGGUGUUGGCAGAUUGGCUCAAGGUACGCGGCACGCUGAAGUCAUGGACAAAGCUAUGGUGUGUACUAAAGCCAGGUAUGAUGUUGCUCUACAAAAGUCCCAAGCUGAAGAGCAGUCAUUGGGUCGGUACAAUUGUGCUGACAUCAUGCCAAGUCAUCGAGCGGCCGAGUAAGAAGGACGGAUUCUGCUUUAAGCUUUUCCAUCCAUUGGAUCAAUCGAUAUGGGCACCACGCGGACCGGACAAGGAGACAAUAGGCGCAGUCGUUCAACCCUUACCAACCGCUUACCUGAUAUUUCGCGCACCCAGUCAGGCGGCUGGUAAAUGUUGGAUGGAUGCACUGGAGCUCUCCUUGCGCUGUUCAGCUUUGUUGUUGCGUUCAAAUAGCAGCAUGGGCGCUGUGCAGGGCACCAGUGCCAACGACAGCGCGCAAAUAUCACACGAAACGCAGUGGUCGGAGGCCGAUUAUGAGAAGCAUUUCAACGAACAUGAUCUUGAUGGCGACAGUCAAAAUGAAGGUGGCCCAGCUGCUAUGUCUGGUGUGGAUACUGAGUCGGAAUCAGAUGGGGAAGCUGUGGUCGAAGAAGAGCCUGAAACACCAUAUGUGCCACUCACUGAAGAAGAAUUCGGCUCUGUCGGUGAGCAGGUCGAAGAACUUGCAGAGGAGAAUAAAAGUUUAAUUUGGAUUCUAGUGAAACAAGUUCGUCCAGGCAUGGAUUUAAGUAAGGUGGUUUUGCCAACAUUCAUACUCGAGCCACGUUCAUUUCUAGAUAAACUAGCGGAUUCUUAUUAUCAUGCAGACAUCUUGUCUAGAGCCGUUAUCGAAGAUGAUCCAUUUACGCGCAUGAAAACCGUUGUUCAAUGGUACCUAUCUGGUUUCUACAAAAAACCCAAAGGUCUAAAGAAGCCAUACAAUCCCAUACUGGGUGAAACGUUCCGUUGCUAUUGGGAGCAUCCGAAUGGUAGUCGUACAUUUUAUAUUGCCGAACAAGUAUCGCAUCAUCCGCCAGUUUCGACAUUCUAUGUGACAAAUCGUCAGGAUGGUUUCUGCAUCAGUUGCUCCAUCUUGGCCAAAUCGAAGUUCUAUGGCAACAGCACAUCCGCUGUACUAGAGGGCGUUGCCACACUCACAUUAUUACCUCGUGGUGAAACGUACACAUUGAAUACACCAUAUGCUCAUUGUAAGGGUAUACUUGUGGGCACUCUGUCCAUGGAGUUGGGCGGCAAAAUUAGCAUUGAGUGCGAGAACACCGGUUACAAGACGGAACUGGAAUUUAAGCUGAAACCAUUCCUGGGCGGUUCGGAUUAUACCAAUUUAAUAUCGGGCAAAAUUAAGUUGGGUAAGGAGACAAUGGCCACCAUCAGUGGUCAUUGGGAUACAGAGAUGACAAUCAAAGAAGCGAAAACUGGUGAAGAGAGUUUGCUAUUUAAAGCUGAUUCAGAAACGAAACAUAAACGUCUGGUGCGCUAUGUUGUGCCACUAGAAGCUCAGUUACCUAACGAGUCGGAACGAUUGUGGGAAAAAGUUUCUUUAGCAAUACGUAAUGAUGAUCAAGUUGGUGCAACAGAACAGAAAACCGUGUUGGAAGAAGCCCAACGCAGUUCAGCAAAGGAACGAAAAGUUAUGCUAACUGAUUGGCAACCAUUACAUUUUCAUUAUGAUCCGCUAACUACGCAGUGGGUUUACAAGUACGCCGAUUUGCGUCCAUGGGACCAACGCAACGACUUGAGGCAAUACGAAGCUAAUUACAAAGUACUCACGAAGACACGCCAUCGGGCGCCAAUGGUGCGUAACCCGAGCAUCGUCACUGCUGAUCCGUUGCAGUUAAUUAAAUCAUCUUCUUUAUUGAAGGUUAAACACCGAAGUCGCUCGAUUUUGGCGCUCGGCCCCGAUGAUGACAAAACCGAUUCCAGUUUAUCGAAUCCAGAUUUGAGCAAAGUGCCAAACGAAAAAUCUAGCAAAUCAUUAAAAAAAUUGGCAUUAGCAAUCGAAAAGAUGAAUCACACUCUAGAGGAGCACACACAACACUUGCGUGCAAUUCAAUCAACUUUGCAAAGAAUGCAAUACAAUCCCAGACAAGUGGGUCGGACAUCUUGUGGAGGUUUCGCUGAUAUUGUGCCGCGCACUGUUCCCCAAACGGUGGUAAUAAAGUCAAUGGUUUACGCGUUCGUUGGCUUAGCUGUGUGCUUUCUUAUGAAAUGGAUGUUUAAGUAAAUCGUUAACGGUACAAGGUUGGAUUAAUUAGGUACUUCGCUUGCAGACAAUUUUUAUUUUGAAGUCGGUGGAUGGGUGGAGGGUCAAAGACUUGUGUAAGCUGGCACGCUUUGCCAUCUAGAUACCUAACCGUAAAUAUUGCUUAAAAUUACGGUUUCAUAGCACCCUUUUUCGCUAACUUUAAAACCAGUUUUAAGGUAGUAUUUUACUAUGUGGUAUUACCAUUACCUCAACUUGAACUAUGAUAAGCUUUUUUAAAAUGUUUUCCUUUGUAUUUAUGUUUUAAGGUUGUAAACUAUUCAAGAAAUUUAUCACAGCCUACAUAUUAUUUUUACAAUUAAUUGUAUCAAUAAUCAAAGUGUAAAAAUAUAUGUUGAGCUAUUAAGAUGUCUUAAAAUUAAGUCGAAAAGAUUUUUAUUUGAACAUUAUAAUGACAAAAGCGCUUCAGCGCCCAUCAAAUUAACCCUUUAGGCGUUUAUGUCGAGUAUACUCGUCAUGAAAUGAUGACAUUUUUUUGUUAAAUGUCGAGUAUACGCGUCAUUAAGAGAAAGAAAUCCGCUUUGUUAUUUUUUUGUUAUAUUUUAGUAAAAAAACUAUAAAAAUAUUUAUAAUUUUAACACAUUUUAGAAUUACAUUACAGAAUACAUUACAUGCGUAAUCAAAUAAACUUAAAUAAAUCAAUCAAUUAAAUUCCUUUUAACACUUUAAAGACGUUUUCGUCAUCAUCUAAAAAUAAUUUUCAAAAUAAAACAAGACGCUUAAAGGGUUAAGAAUAUCACAGCAGAACCCCCUUACUGGGGCACGAAUAAUAUUUACACACUUUAAAAUUCUGAAAAUAUGUAGAAAAAAAACAGUUACUUCAAAAAGAUAAGAUCCCAAAUUGCUUGCCAAAAACAGGCAGCUUUAUUUCUAUCAUUUAUGAGGGAUAUUUUAUACCUACUUUUACAACAUACAAACAACAACAACAACGGCUUUGUAUUUGGCCAAGAAAUAUCAUUUCUGUGGCAUUCUUAAAAAUUUGUUGGCGAUAUUUUAAGCUGUCUUAGCAAUAACAACAAUUUAAAUAACGGGUCAUUCAAAGAGCGCACCUAGAUUUUUUUAAAAAUAAAGCAUGUAAAAAUUUGGGUUCUUUCAGGUCUCACUAUUUUUAUUCAAAAUAUGACUCUUCUUCUUCUUCUUGGCAUCACAGUCCUUAGUGAACCAUUGCUUCAUUCCCAGCCUUGCGCCAUCGGUCUCUAUCUAGGGCUACCUCCUUCCACCGUCACACGUUCAACUUUGCCAGGCCAUCUUCAACGACUUCGAGCCAUCUCUUUCUGGGACGCCUCCGCGCCUUCGGCCUCCAACAGGGCGCAUUCAACUGCCUUUCGAGUGGUUCGCUCCUUCGGCAUUCUAAACCCGUGUCCGAGCCAUCUUGUCUUCAGAGAUUUUAUAAAUCUUAUCACAGUUUGGUUUUUUGCUAAUAGUUUCACCUCAUGAUUAUUUCUAAUUCGAUAGGUACCGUCUUGCAGUCUUAACAAUUAAAUGUGAAAAAUGACAUCAUUUAACCCUUGAUCAUUAAACAUUCGUACUAUACUAGACGUAGACUACGCACGCCUGCAGUUUUGCAAAUUCGACAUAUUUUCGUCGCACCACCUCACUAACAGAGCACUCAGAAAUAGUUAAAUAGAAAUAAUAUAAUAUUUCGCUUAAUUUACACUCGUUUGUUUGAAAUAAAAAUAAGGAAAUAUAAAACUAUACUCGCUUUUAAUUUGCAGUCUGUGAGACGAUCGAUUAGUGACAGAGUAACACUGAUUUAAGUUUAGUGAUCUAGAGCUAUCAAUAUGUCCGUCAUGAGCACCUCAACAGGCUGUUAUACGAGAAUUGAAUUUUUCAAGGACUCGCUCACGCAUGUUGUGUUUCAGCUCUGGAAUCGUUCCUAACUUAUUCACAGAGACUUUACUUUUCAAAAAAUUGCCCUAGUGGAGUUUGAUCACAUGAUCUAGGUGUCCAUGAUCGCAAUGAUCUCGAUCGAGAGACUUAGAUCGCAAUAAUGCAAUGUUUUCUCGUGUUCUAUGACUUGUAGCUCACACCUUUUGAAAAUAAAGAUAGUCUAUGUCUAUUCCUUUAAACUUAGGCGUCAAAAAAUGUUUAAACUGUUGUCUGCAGCGAUUUCCAGCUCUUCCAUUUACAUCUUCGAAGAAAAACUGGCCAAUUAUUCCACCACACAAUAGGGAUUUUUCGACCAGUUACAGGCUCCAAUUUUCAACCGAUUUAAAUAGUUUUUUUUAGUGCUCGUAAAUGAUUUUGUAAGAGAUUGACUAGGUUCGAAUUUCAAUUUUUUUUAAUAAAUCAAAACACAUCUUUGAAUAGACGCAUUUUUAAGAAAAUUUCAGAAAAGUUUUAAAAACAAAAAAAAAAAAAAAAAUAUAUUUAUGGAUUCAGAUUCGGUUUGGAAUUUUUUUAUUGCAGUUUAUAUCAACGGUAAUGCAUCGGAAGAAGUUUCCAACGCCUCUUAAAUGGUGAAAUUAUACCAUAACUACCUAAAAACUUAAAAGCUAAUUUCAAAUUAAAAAAAAAUUGAUAUAUACGUUUUUGGGGUUGCUGAACCAGCCCAAAAGCCACACCAAACAGUACAUUUUAGUGGAUGUAUUGAUUUUUCUGAAAUUUCAAUCAGUUGUCUAAUGCGAUAUCCCUUGAAAGAAACAGCGCUUUCACUUUUCAAAGCUCGCCGAUUAUUCGAACAUCCCAAAAACCACACCAAACAGUGCAUUUUAGUGGAUGUUAUGAUUUUUCUGAAAUUACUCGAGGGUUUUCUUCUUCCCAGAUGCAGCAUUUUUGUUUGUUGGCAAAUCCAUCCAGUGUGAAAUGAACUUCAGCACUAAAGAUGAUUUUGCGAUAUUUUGCUCUUAAAGUGCGUCCAUUUUCAUACUAAGUUUCAAUAAUUUUAACGCGCCGUAUAAAAUUGUGCAUUUGGCUACUUGACAGAUGUCAAAGAUGACAUAAAAAAGCCACCGUCUAGGAAUUUUUCACUACUGACACGUACGCAUCACUUUUGAAAGACCCUGUAUUAGUUUUUACAGCCUGUUAUUAAUGUCAGCAGUUGCGUGCUCCUUAAUGCUUCUGCUGCUUUCGCUCGAAGUUCUUUUAAAGCGCCAUUGAAGCUUUGUUUAAAGAUAUAAUUCGCUAUUCCUAGUAGAUCCCUGAAGCUAUUUUUUGCGAAAGUUUUCGACUGCAUAAAAAAAGGAAUUAAUAUUUUUUGAUCGUAAUAUAACGGUAUAAAUGUUUACCUAAGACGCUGCAUUAAUGGACUUGUUGUUUUUGUAACAGUAUAAAAGAUUCCCCGAUGGCCGUGGCUGAAUGGGUUGAUGGGUGAUUACCAUCCGGGAGCUCAAAUCUCCGUGCAAGAACAUCAAAUAAUAGAAAAAGUUUUUGCUAACAGCGGUCGCCCCACGGCAGGCAAUAGUAAAUCUCCGAGCGUAUUUCUACCAUGAAAAAAGCUGCUUGUAAAAACUAUUUGCCGUUCGGGGUCGGCUUCAAACUGUAGGUCCCUCCAUUUGUGGAACAACAUCAAGACAGACACCACAAAUAGCAGGAGGAGCUCGGCCAAACACUCAAAAAGGGUGUACGCUCCAAUUAUUUAUUUAUUUAUUUAUUUAUAAAAGAUUCCCUAUAAUUUUUGUUGAGUUCUACUGAAUGGGCAGUCGGAGUAGUUCUGGUAAGGUAGGUUAGAAAAAGCUCGUUUGUUUUAGUUUUACACGUACUGUGGCUGGCAUAUUUAACUCUUAUAGCGUUUUCUUUUCCUGAAAUAAUAAAAGUGACUUUAUUACCUGAUAACUUUACGAAAAUGUUGCAUAUUUCAUCAGAAAAACUUGUAUUGAAUAUAAUACAAUUUAACGAUAUACUUCCAUUUUUUGUAACAGUUAAAAUUUUCGAGUUUGUGUACACAGAUAAAUAAAAAUUUAUUAUUAUUAUUAUUGACAUGUUCAGGUGAUACAAUACAUAUAGGUAUAUGUACUAAGAACUUAGUCUAUCUACAAAAGAUUUCCACAUAUUCCGAUUGCUGGCUAGGAAUUUUAAUUCAUUGAAUGGCUUUUUGGAUUCCUGGUUAACGCAUCUACGCCAAGUCAUUUUGGGACGCCCUCUGUUUCUAGUGCCUUGCGGGUUCCAUUGUAAGGCUGAGUAGACUAUUUCGUCGGGUUGUUUUCGGAGGGUGUGCCCGAUCCAUUUGUACUUUCUGUGCAUUAUUUCCUUUUCAAUAGGCUUUUGGUUCGUCAGUUGCCACAGGCGAGGGUUAGAUAUAGUACGUGGCCACCAGAUUCAAGGUCCAUGAAGCGUCUCAAAUAGCCUCUCUGGAUUAAUGCCAACCUCCGCCUUCACGCGGUGUUUCCUGUUAUCACAGAGUUGAGGCCCUGGCGACCGAGCGUAUGGCGGUAUAACCAUACCCAACACCUACUGUUGGAGGAAAUACCAUCAGCUUCGUCAUAGACCUGGCGAGUUCGGAAGCCACGUGUCUAAUCAACGAAAAGCGAAGGUAGCAGCCCUACCACCGAACUAAGCGGGCAUAUGCUAAUAACUUAUGUUCCGUCGAAAACUCAACUAUUCGUGUAUCUACAAGAAAUGAAAUGAAAAUAAAAAUCAGCUGCACAAUAUUCCCCGUCGCUCUUUUGUAGAGGAUAAAAAUUGUUGUCUGAUCAUAGUGCUAUAAUUCGAGAAAAAUCACGGGCAGAAUAAAUACAACUGAAGAACAACCGAACAUCGAUUUUUGAGACCGAACCCAACAUCAACCAAUUUCAGCUCUAGUGGAACAAAACAAACGUUUUAGAAAUCCAAUAUUUGCAAUAAAAUUAAACCAAAGAAAGGUAAAACAGUUCAAUCACAUAACAUAUUCUUACUAGGUUGUUCAAUAAGUUUAGCGGUUCGAUAAGAAAAACACUAUUGUAUGAUACUAUUUCUUUACUACUCAGUAUAGUCGCCCUGAACAUCACUGGUUCCAACGAGAUUCCAAUUUAUGACUUCCAUCCCUGAAGGGAGAAGCUGAAAGGGCUGCAAAAUACGCACCAUAGCUGUUAUGACCUCAUCAUUUGUUGAAAAAAGUUUUCCAUGCAUGCAUUUUUUUAGGUCUGGAAACAGAUGGAAGUCGCUAGGGGCCACAUCUGGGGAAUACGGUGGAUGCUCCAACAAUUCGAACUUUAAUUCAUGCAUUUUAGCCAUUGCCAAAAUGCUCUUGUGACACGGCGCAUUGUCCUGGUGGAAAAGGAUUUUUCUUCUUUGCAAACUGGGUCUUUUUUCACGAUUUUUUUCCUUCAGCUGGUGUAACGGUUACAAUAAUAUUCAGAAUUUAUUGUUUGACCAGUUUGCAAUAAGUCCUCAAACCAAAUUCCUUUCGCAUCCCAAACAGUAACUCGCUAACACCUUCUUGGCCUUCUCGAUUUUUGGACACGAACCGGAGAACCAGGUUCACACCACUCCUUAGCCUCUUAUUUUGAUUUAGGAUCUUGGGUACAUCACCAUGGCUCAUCCAUAGUGACGAAUAGAUGCACAAAAUUCACUCUAUCCUUUCGAAAAUGCUUUAAAUGUUGCUGAGAACGUCGCAUUCGAAUGUGUUUUUGUUACAUUGUUAGCGAAUGUGGCACCCAUUGUGGGCACAACUUUCUGAAAUCCAAUACUUCUGUCAAAAAAUUACCUUCACCGCCCAAUGAGAUGUCUAGGGUUUCUACUAAAUCUCUUUCAGUCACUGGACGACAUUCCAAUAAGAUAUCCCCUGUAUUUUUUCUACGAUUUCUGGUGUAGUUGUUUUCGGACGUCCUUGACGUGGAUCUUGUUGUUGUUGUAGCAGCAUAAACAUUCCCCAUACUUACAUACGGGGAAUGCUGUUGGAGUGACAGUCCUUGGCCGGAUAACGGGUCGUUUCGGUAACGUAGAACUGAUUGUCGUGGAAACGUGGAUCGUCUUCAAUGCUUGUACGACCACGUUUAAAUUCAUCAACCCAUCUUUCUACUGCACUAACUAACGGCGAAUAGUCCUUAUACACUUUCAACAUUCGUAAGUUUCCUUUGCUUUUAAACCUUCCAAAAAUAAAAAUUCAAUCACUGCUCGAUACUUGAUUUUUUCCAUUGUAGAAAAUACUGUGACACGUCGAUACAAAAUGGCUUGUAUAUGAAAUUAACACGUUGGCUGCCAAUGUAUCACCGGUGAUCAUUUCAAAAAACUACCCCCAGGUGCCAAUGUAUCACCAGUGAUACACGCUUAGGCCCCUAGAUUUUAGGGGCUGGGACCCUAACGGAAGGAGUUUUUGGGAAAAUUUAAAGUUUAUUUUAAAAGAAAAAAUAUUUUAUUUCAUAGUCAAAUACAAAGUUUUGAAAUAAUACGAAAUUAGAAAUGAGAAAAUUCAAUUCAAUUCUGGAAACAGAAAAAACCAUAUUUUUUGUUUUUAAUUUUAAUGUAGUUGUUGAAAAUGUUUAAGACAUAGGUAAGGUGACCUCCGACAUUGGGCGCAGUAUGUUGCCACCAGUUUGGCCUUCUUCCUGGCGACUGACGACGAGUUUGUCGUCUUUAAUUCUGAAUAACACAUGCCGCAACGAUGUCUCUUGCGCCUACCAUCCUUUGUUGCUUCUGUCGACGUUAUUAAAAAGUGUUUUCCCUGCGGAGGUGAGCGCGCUAUUGAAGCGCUAUCUUUUCCACUCAUGAAAAGGAUAAUCCUUUGACGAAAAUCAGGAUAUUUUCAUUUUAUAAGUUUUUGGCACUGUUUCAGAGGACUGGGCAUUAUCUGCAAAGUGAAUGAAUUUGAGCAAGAUCUGGAACCGGUUACGAGCCAUAACUUGUGGGACGAAUGCGUUUUUGAACAAUGUGCUUGGUUUCCAAUAGUCGGUUAUUGCAGGGUAUCUUUCCACAUAUUCAUCCUACUGCUGCUGCGAGUACCGAUGCCAGUUACUUGAGAGUUUGCAUUCCUAUUUGUCUCUUCAACAAUAAUAUCCAAUAUCUCAUCGGUUAAAAACUAUCUGAAAUAUUGAAAUGGCGUACCGGCAUCAUAUUGCAAAACCUGGGGUGGAUUGGUAAAUUCUUCUAAAUUCUUCAAAGUCUCUCCGGUAGCAGGCGAGGUCCAUGCUGUCGUAGUUUCCGUCUGUUCUUCAUCAGCAGUAUUAUUAACAUUUGUAGCACUAACAUCGAGGUCCUCAUCAAUACUGUCAUCACUCCUUGUAUCACUGCCUGAAUCUGGGAUGUACUCAUCUUCAUCUGGACUAAAAUUCCACCACUAACACUGGAAUUUUCCAUUGAAUUCAACGCGUCACGUAUUUCCUCGGAAUUCAUAACUUCACAACUUCACUUCACUAUAUUUCACUGUAAUUUGCAACCAACUGCUCGCUAUGAACUCAAGUUUGAUACUGAUUUAUUUUGAUUUACUUCUUCGAAAGGAGAUCACCGGUGAUCACAUUUCAAAAAAAAUAAGAAUAGUUUUAAAAAAACGGCAAGUGGUCACCGGUGAACACAGCACAAAAACGUGCUCAUACGCGUCAGGAGCGUGACUUUUAUUCCUGGUAAAAAUAUCUCGUUAAAAUUCAAACGGGUACAUGACUUUUUUUGCUUGGCACCUGGGGGUAGAUUUUUUUUGUGAUCACCGGUGAUCCGUGGCAGCCAACGUGUUAAACUUCACAUACGUCCAUACGAAAAGUGUACUAAAAUCACAAAAAAAUGUAGGCUAGUAUCAACAUCCUCCCUUAUCCAACUGCAUCGAACUUAUUGAACAGCCUAGUAUGUUUGUGAAAAUAACAAACAAACAAAAAAAAAACAGAUUACUUUUACAUGUGUGAAUUUAGUAAUUAAAAAUAAAUUACUAGUCACAUACAUUUUUUUAUUGUACGAGUAAUCAAAAUGAAAGGCAGAAGUUUACACUUUGAUCUAAAAAUCUUUUGUGCUCUCUACUCAUCACAGUACUUCACCCAAGCCCAGUCGCCUCAAUAAACCUUAAGCGGAGCUGGGUUGGGUUGAGUGUACAUUUAUGCCUUUCUUCUGGCUGUACGAGGCCGAAAUGUCUGCUCCUUCUUCUAAUGUAAUGUAAACAGCAAAGUUUAUUACCAUUUUCACCUUGCAAGUAGCGGCAUCAUCAUCAAUCAGUGUAGGAUCUGACCUGCAGUACUGAACACACGCAAUGGAGGAGAGCGGAGAGAUAUUUUAAAGCAAUUUUGCAAUUUUUUUAACAGGAAAUGCAGGCUUAUAUAUCAGUAUUGGCACUUCUUUGGCAGCAAAUAUCCAUCAAGAUAAAUACCCAAUGCGUUGAAAUUAAAUCGCUAUCGUGUAAAUCCCAAAGGCUGUUAUGCAUUUUUGCUGAAGGCAUACAAAUUAAGAAAAGUGCUCUUUUUUCUUGCCGGAGCCGAGCCGAGCCGAAACCGAACAGAAAUUUUGUGACCGCACAUUGGCAAAGCCGAAAUUCGGGCGUUCUCCGUUAUUCGUUUCUUUCUUAUUUUUCUUCUUUCUCUCUUUUAUUUAUUUUUAUUUUGAAUCAGUUGUUGUCUUCUAUCUGCUUUUCUACAGAAUUUGUACGUAAGAAAACAAAUUUUGCACUAUCCGAAUGGGCCUGGAGUCACUGUAAACGUUCCUAAGAAAUUUGAUAUCCUUAUAAAAUAGUUUCCUAUAAUAAAAGUUAUUUGAAAACAUAUAGAAAUAUAUGUUGGUAUGUAAAUUUAAUUCCUUGACAAAUACAAGUAUUUCUUAUUAAAAUUAUGAUAUAAAUAUUUUUUAUUUUAAAUGUUAAUAAUACAAAAAUUAUCAGCUGUAAUUGAAAUAAAGAAAUUAAUUAGUAGUUGAUAAUGAAAAUGGAAUUUGAAUUAACUAAUUUGUAUUUUUUCUAUUUAUCGUGUCGUGAUUUGUAUCAACGAAAUAAGACAUUUAAUUAUAAUCAACUUUGAAAUAUUUAUAGCAAAUAUUUUUCAAUUAUAGCACCCAUAAACUAUUGUUAUAUGCGUAAUAAAAAAAUAAGCAAAAAAAAAAAAAA
This is a messenger RNA of Anastrepha ludens (Mexican fruit fly), 12219 nucleotides long. It is a transcript of the gene Orp8, whose product is annotated as oxysterol-binding protein-related protein 8. Gene Ontology annotation, molecular function: cholesterol binding. Bases 378 to 3251 code for a protein of 957 amino acids. NCBI's taxonomy places the organism in Eukaryota, Metazoa, Arthropoda, Insecta, Diptera, Tephritidae. The record is from RefSeq and is a predicted model, not a curated record. The transcript has 12 exons. Gene Ontology annotation, cellular component: cytosol; intracellular membrane-bounded organelle; membrane.